Thermochaetoides thermophila DSM 1495 is the source of this 1479-nucleotide messenger RNA. RefSeq lists its product as uncharacterized. NCBI's taxonomy places the organism in Eukaryota, Fungi, Ascomycota, Sordariomycetes, Sordariales, Chaetomiaceae. The coding region runs from base 1 to 1479 and encodes 492 amino acids. The record is from RefSeq and is a predicted model, not a curated record. The transcript has a single exon.
AUGGAGACGACGACGACCGACCCCAGUCCCGUCCAGUCGAGCCAGUCGCGCCAGCCGAGCUCCAACCCGGAUGCGCAACAACAGCCUGUCUCAGGUCGCCAGCCAGCUCCUGCUCGCAAGCGCAGCUCCUCAGGAGCUGGCGGCCUGUUGUCCAAGCUGCCUUUCAUUCGCUCGUCGGGCGAGCACCGCCCGCGUUCACGUCGUAACACAAACGAAUCCGAUCUGACGCCUGCCGCGCAGACACAGUUCCCCCCGAUCCCGUCCUUCACAACCCUACCAGCCGACCGGUCACCGCGCCAUACUUCGGCAGCCAUUCCAUCAAGUACCGUAACACAGCCACCGACGCCGCAUUUACUCCCACUGAGCGCUCUCCAGCUGCCGCUUAAGCAGCGACGACGAAGAGGCUCGCUGCGCAAGGCCGCUCUCCUGGGUCGAGGCGUCCAACGAGCACGCCGCGAGGCCCGCGACCUGACCAUUGACACAAAAAUACAAAUAACUGGUGACGGCAUGCCGAUAGAGAUUCAUGUGGGGAGCGUGCCCUCCAAGGCUCCCGAUGCUACCUCUUCCAACAAUAAUAGCCCACACAGGUCCAUCCCCGUCGUCAAGACCGAAGAUCACGACUCCCCCUCUCUCGGUCUUGGCAUCUCAGAAUUCACACCACGCCCCGGUGUAGAUGGCUACUCAUCCUUACGAUCCUCCACGCCGACCUCCGAUCCCGACAUGACACCCAUAGCCGCGACGGCACCCAACCCCCACACCAGUACGCCAAACAUCACUACCACUUCUUACACCAUCCCUGGCUCCAGCAGCCCAACUAUAGGCUACAGUACCACCGAUGACGAGGACAGCUUACACAUCCAACGCCCACGAUCGAUUCCCCUCCCUAGCAUUACCCGACAAACGACCCCAUCUCUCUCAUCUGCCUCCACAACCUCACUUCUCCUUCGCCCCGAACGCGCCUCUGUGUCCUCCAUUUCUGGUUCCGAAUCCUAUUUCCGCCAUCGACCCCUCGGUACUUCUUCGCCAGCGCCUGGUUCCCCAAACCCCGCAAACGGCAGCGGUGCAGCUGGUGCUGGCACGGCUACUACCAACAUGCUCACUCCAUCUCUUGACGUCCGUCGACGCCAGAAACAACGCGCCAAAUCGCCACUGGCGUUAAUGUCCACUGCAUCGGGACUCCCGCCGCAGGACGUGGGAUGGGACUAUUCUGAGACUGAAUGGUGGGGAUGGAUUAUUCUCAUCGUCACAUGGACGGUGUUUGUCAUCGGGAUGGGUUCCUGCUUGGGCGUGUGGAGCUGGGCCUGGGAUGUUGGUACGACGCCGUAUGCACCACCCGAGCUGGAGGAUGACCCUACAUUGCCGAUUGUCGGGUAUUAUCCUGCGCUGAUGAUCUUGACUGGAGUGAUGGCGUGGGUGUGGGUUGUUGUGGCAUGGGUCGGGAUGAAAUAUUUUAGACAUGCGCAGGUUAGCGGGGAUUAA